Messenger RNA from Orcinus orca (killer whale), 7202 nucleotides. RefSeq names its product family with sequence similarity 193 member A (gene FAM193A). The record is from RefSeq and is a predicted model, not a curated record. The transcript has 21 exons. Lineage: Eukaryota; Metazoa; Chordata; Mammalia; Artiodactyla; Delphinidae. Bases 2259 to 6539 code for a protein of 1426 amino acids.
GUUUUUUUGUUUGUUCAUUUUUUUUUAGUCUGGUGGUUCAAAGGCAUUAGGAGUCCAGCUGGUCGGGCAGGCUUCUGGUGUCCUGAGACUGUGUCACCCUGGGCGAGCACUCAGCUUCUGGGUACUAAGACUUCUAACCUGUCAGAACCAGAGUUGAGUGGGCCGGAAGGAAAACUUCCUGGAUUGGUCAUUAGGUGUCAGUGAGAUGCUGCUCUCAUUAGCACCCCUCUUUCCUGGACAGUAGGAGAUGUAGCAGCGUCUGUUGGCCAUCUGUGCAGAGUGUAUACAGCUGCAGCUUGUGGGGCAGCUCUUUAACCCCAAGGUCCCCUCUUCGGUGCGGUGAGUUCCCAGUAGGCCAUUCCACCAUACUCUGGAGCCAGUUGCUUCUGAAUGGUGAGGUAUGUGAUGGAUGAGUGAAUCCAGUGAUCAUGGGCUCAUCACCUCACUUUUACCCUGAAGCAAACUCCUUGGCCAUUGUGGUGUCAUGACAGUGAAUAAGGCGUAUGCAGCGAGUCCAUAGAUGGUGACGUUGGGGAGCAGACACAGUGUGUCAGUCUGGGCCCAACGAGGAGACAAAACCAUAUACUAGUAAUUUAAACAAGGCAAAUUUAAUAUAUUAAGGAAUUACUAAGCUGUGAUAGGAGAAUAACUGUAAAUUUAUUUAUUUAUUAACUUAUGGCUGCGUUGGGUCUUCAUUGCUGCAUGCAGGCUUUCUCUAGUUGCGGUGAGCGGGGUCUACUCUUUGUUGCGGUGCACAGGCUUCUCUUGUUGAGGAGCACAGGCUCUAGGUGCACAGGCUUCAGUAGUUGUGGUGCAUGGGCUCAGUAGUUGUGGCUUGCAGGCUCUAGAGCGCAGGCUCAGGAGUUGGGGUGCACGGGCUUAGUUGCUCUGCGGCAUGUGGGAUCUUCCCAGACCAGGGCUCGAACCCGUGUCCCCUGCAUUGGCAGGCAUAUUCUUAACCACUGCGCCUCCAGGGAAGUCCCAGAAUAACUGUAAACUGGAAAGAGAACUCUAUACUCUCGAGCUCAGGGAUAGUACCUAAAGAAGGACACAUUGGGAAGGGGACUGCUUCCCAGGGUUGGAGGUCAUACCUUGUUGGAGCAGGUAUGGUUGCAUCUGGAUGGCCUGGGCCACGGCUAGUUCGCAGUUACUGGGCACACAGAAGCAAUCUGGGGCUCAGGUGAGCUGAGACUAGUGGGUGGGCCUACAGAGGCAGCUAGGAUACCCUUUCAGUGAGUCCUGGGGUGUGUGUUUUCUGUGUUGGAUGGGCCACAGGAAAUGCACCUCUAGGGCUCACGUGAGCCAAGGUUGGUGGGCAGGCGCACGGAAAGGGUCAGGGUAGCACUGCUGGAGCUGCUUGCUGGUGCAGUAGCCCCUUCUACAGGAACUCCUACACUUCUGUGUAUCACUUGGGCCAGGGCAGCUCCAGGGCCUUGUGUGGGACGAAGGUUGGGUAGCAGGCUCACUAGACAGCCAGCCCUGAAGGACCCCUGGUGUGUGGAGGCCUGGCACUGAGGAGAGGGUGCAGAAAGCAGUAACUGAGGCUGGGGCACAGGUCCCAGCUCUCUGGGGCUCCCAGCUACGUUGCUGCUUCCCAAGUCCAGAGCUGGAGAAAGCACAUAAUGCCAAAUACCCGAGAAGCUAUGCCCUGCAGAUAGAUACCUAACAUUGGAAAAUCCAGGUCAUCCUUGGUGGAAGUUCAUGUCGUUGAGCAGAUUCAUCACUCCAGUCCCUGCUGCCAUGUCUCUUUGUUGGUGAGCUCACUGAGAGUUGGUGAAAGAGGCUGAGAGAGACACACGGGGCAGGUCAUCUUGUCCACCUGCUUCUGCAGUGGCUGUCAUUGUGGGCACUCGUGUAGGACACAGCCGUCCUUGCACUCCCUGCCCAUUCUCAGAGCCUUCUCUAGAUCUCUUUGUCACUGAUUAUCCCUCCUUGUUCUUUCCAGAUUCCUGACCCUCCAGCCAAACAUUAACUGCUGUCAGUGAGUCGGUGUGGAUUUGCCUCUCUGGCCAUUUCUCCUUCCUGACCAGGGGUACAACCACGCAUACUAAUUGAAUGUCUGCUCACUGGCUGGAUCUCACCUCCUCAUCGGAGCCUUCAGGACCAUCUCUGAGUGCAGCAUCUUGCUGCAGCCAUCCACUGCUGACUAGUGCCAGGACAUCAUUUACCACUCUCUGUACACGGACUUAAAUUUUUCUUCCUUCGUUACUGAUCAUAAGGAACUCACCAGGAGGCCAUAGACUCCUUUUAAUUUUGGCAUGAAUCAUAGAACACCACCCUACCCCGCUGGGGAUUACUGUCUUCUGUGCAGAAGCGAGCGGAAAGACUCUUCGUUCUUAGAGAGUGGAGUAAAGACUGCAAGCAAGCUGGCCCUGUCCAUGGCGCCCAAGGGCAACAGCGUGCUGCACCUGCCUCUGUGGGUGUGCCCGGACUGCCGGCGCACCGUGGAGAACGAGGAGCGGCGCGGCAGCCUCGACCCGCCGGCGCAGGGUCAAGACUUCCUUCUUCACUCCCCGCUCGGCAGCUCGCAGCCCGAGGCCGGUGGCGGGAGGCUCACCCUGGGCGCUCAGCCGUUACCCACAGCCGCCCCCUCGGACACCGCGUGCGCCUGCGAGGCCUGCAGCGAGCGCAGGGAGAUUUCAGCAGAGGCGGAGCGGGAACCUCAGCAGCUGCAGAACUACUGGUCGGAAGUGCGCUACACAGUCCGCUGCAUCUACCGGCAGGCGGGCACCCCGCUGGCGGACGACCAGGACCAGUCUCUGGUGCCCGACAAGGAGGGAGUGAAGGAGCUCGUGGACAGGCUCUGCGAGCGGGACCCCUACCAGCUGUACCAGCGGCUGGAGCAGCAGGCCAGAGAGUACGUGCUAGAGAUGAAGGUCCGGCUCCUGCGGCAGCUGUCGGCCGCGUCCAGGGUGAAGUCGCCGUCCGCCCUUCAGGGCCCCCCGCAAGCGCACCAGUUCAUCUCCCUGCUCCUCGAGGAGUACGGUGCCCUGUGCCAGGCGGCGCGCACCAUCAGCACCUUCCUCGGCACCCUGGAAAAUGAACACUUGAAAAAGUUCCAGGUUACGUGGGAGCUGCACAAUAAGCACCUCUUUGAAGAUCUGGUCUUUUCGGAGCCACUUCUCCAGAGCAGCCUGCCGGCACUGGUGUCGCAGAUCAGGCUGGGGACCACGACGCACGACACCUGCAACGAGGACACGUACAGCACCCUGCUGCAGCGGUACCAGCGCUCCGAGGAGGAGCUGCGCGGGGUGGCCGAGGAGUGGCUGGAGUGCCAGAAGAGGAUCGACGCCUACGUGGACGAGCAGAUGACAAUGAAAACCAAACAGCGCAUGCUAACAGAAGACUGGGAGCUUUUUAAACAAAGGCGAUUCAUGGAAGAGCAGUUGACGAACAAGAAGGCCGUCGCUGGCGAGAACAGCUUCACGGACACCAUGAGGCACGUGCUGUCGUCGCGACUGAGCAUGCCCGACUGCCCCAACUGCAACUACAGGAGGAGAUGUGCUUGCGAUGACUGCAGCCUCUCACACAUCCUCACUUGUGGUAUCAUGGACCCCCCCGUCACUGGCGACAUCCACAUUCACCAGCUACCACUCCAGGUGGACUCUGCUCCCGACUAUCUCUCUGAGAUGCGCCCACCUAGCGUGUCAUCAGCAAGCUCAGGGUCAGGUUCCAGCUCUCCCAUUACAGUUCAGCAACAUCCCAGACUCAUCCUCACAGACAAUGGCUCUGCACCAACUUUUUGUAGUGACGAUGAAGAUGUUGCGCCGUUGUCAGCUAAGUUUGCUGAUAUUUAUCCGCUGAGUAACUAUGAUGAUGCCGAGGUGGUGGCCAGCAUGAAUGGAAUCCACGGUGAACUGAACGGUGGCGGGGAAAACAUGGCCCUGAAGGACGAGGUAUGGGCAUGCGUCUUCAUAGUGACAUCCCCUCAGGUAAGCAGUACCAGCAGUAGUUCUUCAGAGGCUGAUGACGAGGAGGCAGACGGCGAAAGUAGUGGGGAGCCCCCGGGAGCCCCGAAGGAAGACACAGCUCUAGGAGACGGGAGCCCUGGGAAGGAGGAAAGUAAAGUGGACAGUCCACCCCCGUCUUACUCAACUCAGCAGGCAGAGCAAGCUCCAAACACUUGUGAAUGUCACGUCUGUAAACAAGAGGCGUCUGGAUUGACGCCGUCGGCAGUGACCGCUGGAGCCCUUCCUCCUGGCCACCAGUUCCUGAGCCCCGAGAAGCCCACACACCCCGCUCUGCAUCUUUACCCCCACAUCCAUGGACAUGUGCCCUUGCACGCCGUCCCACACCUGCCUCGCCCUCUCAUCCACCCCACCUUGUACACAGCGCCCCCCUUCACACACAGUAAGGCUUUACCGCCAGCACCUGUUCAGAAUCACACAAAUAAACAUCAGGUAUUCAAUGCAUCUCUUCAAGACCAUAUUUAUCCGAGCUGUUUUGGGAAUACUCCAGAGUGGAAUAGUUCUAAAUUUAUAAGUCUUUGGGGAUCAGAAGUGAUGAAUGAUAAGAACUGGAAUCCUGGCACUUUCUUGCCAGAUACAAUUUCUGGGAAUGACAUAUUAGGGCCAACACUCUCAGAAACAAGACCUGAAGCUCUUCCACCUCCAUCUAGCAAUGAAACGCCUGCAGUUCCGGAUAGCAAAGAGAAAAAAAACGCUGCAAAAAAGAAAUGUUUGUACAAUUUCCAAGAUGCUUUUAUGGAAGCAAACAAAGUUGUGAUGGCCACGUCGUCAGCCACCUCCUCCGUGUCCUGCACGGCCACCACGGUGCAGUCGAGCAACAGCCAGUUCAGAGUGUCGUCCAAGAGACCGCCCUCCCUCGGUGACGUCUUUCACGGCAUCAACAAGGAGGAUCACAGGCACGGGGUGCCGGCGGCCCCAAGGAACAGCCCCACAGGUCUAGUGCCGCUUCCUGCCCUCCCUCCCGCCGCCCUCUCUCCAGCUUCCGCGCCUCACCUUGCCAGUCUCGCAGCCCCGUCCUUCCCCAAAACGGCCGCCACCUCUCCCGGGUUUGCGGAUUCACGCAAGAGCUUCUGUCCUGCUCCCGUGGCCCCCACCACAGACGGCUCCGUCAGCGCGCCUCCCAGCGUCUGCAGCGACCCUGACUGUGAAGGGCAUCGCUGCGAGAACGGCGUCUAUGACCCGCAGCAGGACGACGGAGACGAGACUGCGGAUGAGGACAGCUGCUCCGAGCACAGCUCCAGCACCUCCACCUCCACCAACCAGAAGGAGGGCAAGUACUGUGACUGCUGCUACUGUGAGUUCUUCGGGCAUGGCGGGCCUCCCGCUGCGCCAACAAGUAGAAAUUAUGCAGAAAUGAGGGAGAAGCUUCGUUUACGGCUGACCAAGAGGAAGGAAGAGCAGCCUAAGAAAACGGAUCAGCUCUCAGAAAGGGAGAGUGUGGUUGACCAUCGCAGGGUGGAGGACCUGCUCCAGUUCAUAAACAGCUCGGAGACCAAGCCCGUGAGCAGCACGCGGGCCGCCAAGCGUGCACGGCAUAAGCAGAGAAAGCUGGAGGAGAAAGCACGCCUGGAAGCGGAGGCCCGGGCCCGGGAGCACCUGCACCUGCGAGCGGAGGAGCGGCGGCGGGAGGAGGAGCAGCAGCGGCUGCAGGAGGAGCUCCAGAGGCUGCAGGAGCUUCAGAAGCUGAGGGCCGUGAAGAAGAAGAAGAAGGAGAGGCCAAGGAAGGCCUGUCCCGAGCUGGACAUGCUCGCUCGGAGUCUGCAGGCGGCCGCGGAGGCUGUGCCCGGCUCUGAGAGCAUGCACAACGGCUCGCUGGAGCCGAGUGAAGACCCGGAAACCUCCUCUCGCUCCCCCUCCAGACACGUGGACCAUAGAGACACGGGGCCGGGGCCGGGGGCCGACGCGGACACCCCCGACCCCGUGGCCGCCAGAGACUCCAAGCUCCUUCUGCCGAAGGGGGUCAACGGGAAGCAGCAGCAGCCGCUGUCCUUCCUCCUGGACAUGAUGCAUCAGCACAAGGAGGGAAACAGCAAACAGAAGCUGAAGCACAGCAGUAAAGCGGGCGGCGAGCCGGCGAGGAAGCCCUUGGAGUCCCCCAGAGCCUCAGAGGCCCAGCCCCGGCCCCGGCCCCAGGCUGAGUCAAAGGCCAGAGUGCUUGACCUCACGCCCCUGGCGGAGCACAGAAGGGAGGAGAGGAAAGUCAACAGCAACAACAACAACAGAAAGCAGCUGAACCACGUCCGGGAGGAGAAGCCGAGCCCGGGCCCCGUAGAGCCCGCCGCGCCCAGCGAGCACCCGCAGAGUGGCAAGCCGGUGCCAGCAGACUCUCCGCAGCCCAAGGGCAAGAGCAAGAAAAGCAAGAAGAAGAAGGGAGACAGAGGCAGCGGCUCAAUCGAUGAUGUCUUUCUGCCUAAAGAUAUCGACCUAGACAGUGUGGACAUGGACGAGACAGAGAGGGAAGUGGAAUAUUUCAAAAGGUUCUGUUUGGAUUCCGCUAGGCAGACCCGACAGAGACUGUCCAUCAACUGGUCCAAUUUCAGCUUGAAAAAAGCCACCUUUGCUGCCCACUGAACGAGGACCGCCUGGAGAGGGACACGCGGGCGGUGGGCCGGGCCCGGAGCUGCCGUGCCUGCCCCGGGCUGUGCGGGUGGGCCGCCGCACCCGAGCCCCCUCCCGACCGAGAACUUGCUGCUCGACCCGCAUUGUUAGCUCGUGUGCGUGUAGUCUGUGAGUGAGCCGCCUUGACCGUAGCUCUGCCGUCGGAUCGGAACAGUAGCUCUGCCACCUUCUCCACCGCCGCGGCCUCGGAGGCCUGGGCCGCGGCCGGACGGGUUCGCAUCCCCACGUGGCCCGUUGCCUCUGUGUCUCGCCCUGUCCCGCCACCUGUCCUGCCGGGGUGUCGCUGCGCUCAGCUCUCUGUGCCCUGCGUCCCACCCGAGGCGGCCGGGCAGGGCAGGGCUCUCCGUUCUCCUCCACAAUCUACUGUUUAAGAGUGUACACGUCGCGCUGUCCGUGUCUGAUCCCCCUGACUUGUAGCCAGCUUGUGUAAGAUCCCUUGCAGAAUGAGAAAGUUCAAACACAAAGCACCCACCCAGUACUCACACCAUCAAGUCUGUUAGAGUGUUCGGCUGUAUUAACACGGAGGCCUGCCUGGCUACUUUUUUAACAUAUUGUUAAGUAAUAUUAAAAUCAUGUCUUUCUUUUUGAAAGAUGGAAUACAUUAGUACAGCAGGA